AUGGAACAAACAGCUCCUGAGGGCUUCCCCAGGACUGUCCCAGAAGAAGCAGGCACAGAUACAAGGGAAUGCUCUGCUGGCUCUUGUUCAAAUAUUGAACAUGAUAACCUGCUACUGCAUAACCUGCCCCAACACUACCAAGAAAGUGAGGGAUCUGAGGUCCUAUCAAGAACAUUCAAUCUGCAUGUAGCACUAACUCCAUUUCAAAUUCCUGCUUGUCCGACCGUCUCAAAAGACAGAUAUAAAGAGUUCAGGAAAUUCCUCCAUUGCUGCAAGCUUCCCUGAGGAGCAGAAAGGAAGAACAGAGGACUUGCUCUACAUGUACUGCCAGAAGACAACUGAGCAAGGGAAAAGUCUCCAUGUACAUUUGUUAAUGGAUGUACACCUUAUGGUAGUGGUGUGUUUCCUUUGCACAAAAGCCUUCCUACUGAACAAUACUAUGAUGUCACUCAGCUGGCAAAAAAAAAAGUGAUAUCAUUGUGCCUGCCAUUUUUCCCCUCUUACCCCUACCCUACACACAUUUCUAGGUACACCAUGCUCCCAAACUUCACAUCACUUGAGGGUUGAGACACUGGAAUCAAUUCAAGCAGUCAUCAACCUUUCCAUCCCAGUAUCUCUAGCAAGACUUUUGACAUGGUUGUUCUGAGGAAGACCAGAGAAAAUGGUCAAAUAUAUUUUUCAAAUCCACCAAGGACAAUGGUUCCCAACCCCAUUUAAGAGCUCAAAUAUAACUUUUCUCCAGUAAUAAUCAAUAUGCUACAAAACACUGAAAGGGCUCUGGCGAUCACAACAUACAGUCGGGUCUUCACAGGGCAAAACACUUCUGCUGGUCUGUCAAAAGUGACACCUCCAGAAGGGUGCACUGCAUGCGUACUUCAAGGUGAAUAUCCCCAUGAAUCAAUUCUGCAAAAGCACAUGCUGAGUGAAAUAAAAAGAGCAGCCAGCCUAGCAUUGUAGAGGUGGCAGCUUUCGGGAAGGCCCAAAUUUGAACACCUUCCAAAAUCUGCAUGUUCAGUUUCCUACGAAGUUCAACCCAGAUAUUUGGAUCAACAUACAAUAUUGAAAAACCCAGUUAGGCUAAGUAAGCCAAGCUUACCACUGGCUGUAAAGCAUGAAGAAAGUGGAAUUUUUUUUCACAGACUUUGCCAUCAAGAAACAUGUCUACCUGCAUGGAGACCAGAGGAUGGGCAAGGAGAGAUAACACGGCCUGAAUGGAUCCCCAGCUGUGAAGUUCCUCAGCUCCAGACAGGGUCGAUGGAGCUGCAACAUUCCUUCUCUAUGACAGCAGCACAAAAACAGGUACAUGAUUCUGUAAAAGGAGAGAGAAAAAAUCCUCACAGAUAA
Molecule: messenger RNA, 1344 nt
Organism: Agelaius phoeniceus (red-winged blackbird)
Lineage: Eukaryota; Metazoa; Chordata; Aves; Passeriformes; Icteridae
Source: RefSeq, a predicted model, not a curated record